Molecule: messenger RNA, 2660 nt
Organism: Aethina tumida (small hive beetle)
Lineage: Eukaryota; Metazoa; Arthropoda; Insecta; Coleoptera; Nitidulidae
Product: neurocalcin homolog
Exons: 4
Coding region: 329-901 (190 amino acids)
Molecular function (GO): calcium ion binding
Source: RefSeq, a predicted model, not a curated record
CGACGGCUCGACCGACGGGUACACCGGUGAUCGAACGCGCGUUCGAUUCGAUUCGUUCGUGGGACGCGGUGCGAUUUCAAUUUUGGCGGAAUCGCCGUAAACAAUUGCGAAUUUUGGUUGGGGACGCGCAUGCGCGGUCGACUGGCGAAAACAUGGCGAUUGUCGGGUAAUUGCUAUAAUUUGGACGAAAACAAUUCAAUGCUGGCCCGGACGAAGUCCUAAUACCAAGUUGAUUUUUAUUUAUUUGCCGUCGUAGCAUCAGCCUGUGACCUUUUUGUGAGCGCAGGGAGCGGCACUAAGCUGACGGUGAGGCUGACUGAUUCUAGUCAUGGGGAAGCAGAACAGCAAGCUCAAGCCCGAAGUACUAGAGGAUCUCAAACAAAACACAGAAUUUUCAGAUGCGGAGAUCCAGGAAUGGUACAAGGGCUUCUUGAAGGACUGUCCUAGCGGACAUUUGUCGGUGGAGGAGUUCAAGAAGAUCUACGGGAACUUUUUCCCUUACGGCGAUGCUAGUAAAUUCGCCGAACAUGUGUUCCGCACGUUCGACGCCAACGGCGACGGUACCAUCGAUUUCCGGGAGUUCCUCUGCGCACUGUCCGUCACCUCCAGGGGCAAGCUCGAGCAGAAGCUCAAGUGGGCGUUCAGUAUGUACGACUUAGACGGUAACGGGUACAUAUCCCGUCAGGAAAUGCUGGAAAUCGUCACGGCGAUAUACAAAAUGGUUGGUUCGGUGAUGAAAAUGCCGGAGGACGAGAGCACGCCGGAGAAACGCACCGACAAAAUCUUUCGACAGAUGGACCGCAACAAAGACGGCAAACUCAGUUUGGAGGAGUUCAUCGAGGGCGCCAAGAGCGACCCGUCCAUUGUCCGGCUGUUGCAGUGCGAUCCCCAGGCCCAGUAGUCCCAGUUUACCCCCCAACAUCCCGACAAAGACUAUCCCUGUUCGGUAGUUGUGAAGAGUGGGCUGGUUCCAGUUUCAGCGGUGUCUUGUGGUUUUUGAUUGGAUCUCUCUCUCUCUCUCAUUCGUACAUAUCAUCUGGUUCGACGAUGUGGCGGUAUGCCACGGGACAUCGGAGGGCCGAGGACCAGCCCGAAGCCUCAGAGACUACUUCAUCUUAUGUUGUGUAUCAACCACUCAUGUGUGAUCGCGAGGUAUUGCUCAGACGUCCCGGUUGAGUUCUUUUAAUUUUUACCUUAUUGAUUUGUUUUGUUUCGUUAUUAUUGGGUUUCGAUUGUGAUGCUGGGGCCGCAUCUGUUGUCCAACCGCGGAUUGUUUACGCUCACCCUCGCAUAGUUUCUAGAGUAACAUAUUUAAUCCUAAUUUAAUUUAGAAUAAAUAAUUAUUAAGCAAGAUUUUUGAGUAAAUUCUCAUAGGCAGAAUUACCCUUCAAUUCAAACUGUGCAGGCACCAUCCCAUAAAAUUCGUUCCCACAGUUAUUGUUGUCCCCAAUUCUGCUCAAAUUAUCGAUAAUUUUAUGAGUUAGUGCUGCAUUGCAUUUAAAUGUUGGUUCUUAGUGUUUAAUCCUCAAUUUGUACGGUAUGUUUCUGCCACUUAAGUAUCCUAAAAACUAACAUGGUGCAAUUGUGAUCUGUGAAUAAAUUGACGCAACUAAUUUAUAGUAUUGUGUAAAAAGCAAGUAGGCAUUUUAGUUUUGUUUAAUUUUAAGUUUUUGUAUAUACAUCACCGUUUUUGUUGCUUUAUUUCGAUAUGACAAUUGCGAUAGUUUGAAUUGAAGUUUGCUCGUUGAAAUUUAAACCUGACGAACUUAUAUAUAAUACUAUUAUUCUUAUUCUCCAACUCUGAUUAUUCGAAUAUAUCGAUUGAAUGUUACUGUUUUGAAAAGUUUUUAUGUAAUUUUGAUGAAGUUGAAUGUAGAUGGUCUAUUUUAUUGUAAUGUUCCAAUGUUACAAUUAUAUAUAUCUUGGUGCUUUUUACCGAAAUGUUCGUGGCCAACGGUGAACGUAGCGUAGCAUUUUAUAGGUAGUUCUCGGAUGAUUUUAGACCACCGUUUCUACGUAUUUAAGAAAGGAAAUUUCGCCGUCGGUCCACGCAAUUCGCUCUCACCUGCCUCGUUCUUACGAAAACUUCAAAAAUAUAAAAAACAUAAUUUGUACAUCUCGUUCUGCACUUCAUUUCGACUUAAUUGGAUGUGUUCAGUACAUUCGUGUCGACUACUUAUCUGAUCAUUUUUUAAUUCCCCGUCCGCUGUUAUAUGUGAAACAAAAAAAGACAAUUUUUAGACAUGGGAUCAUCUCAGAUUCGUCUAAAAAUCCCGUUUAGUGGAUAACCAUAAAAAUGAUCAGAACUGUCGAUUGGCUGACUUGACCUAGUUUUACUCAAUAAAUAAAAUUAUACUUAAUUAUAACAACACGGAUAUUACAAAAGUAACGGUUAGACAUUUUUGAAGAGAACAUAACGUUAGUACCAAGGCCUAACUAUGAAUUGUGAGUAGGUAUAGUUUUCUAGUCGAGUUCGAAAACAUACAAAUGCGGGCCGUUCGCCGGCCAUCGCACAAAACAAGUGCAAGAACAACUGAUAACAUCAACAUUAUAUCUAUGAUCUUCCCAAGUCUUGCGCGUAUCUGGUUUUGAUUAUCGAUACUACUUGUCUACUUCAUGUAAUAUCAAAAUAAAAUUGCUGAUGCAUUAAUCAAACUAAA